AUCCUCUUCCUUCCCUCCUCCUCACUCUCCAAAGGUUUUUGCGUUUCGCUGAGACCUUUUCUUCCAUCCCUUCUAUACCCAUUGUCCUUCUUCCCUCCGACAAGAUGGUUCAGUCGUCCGUCCUCGGUUUCCCCCGCAUGGGUGUGAACCGUGACCUGAAGAAGGCCAACGAGGCCUACUGGGGCGGCAAGAUCUCUCGCGACGAUGUGCUCGCUGAGGGCAAGAGGCUGCGUCUGGCCCACUGGAAGAUCCAGAAGGAUGCCGGCGUCGACAUCAUCCCCUCCAACGACUUCGCCUUCUACGACCACGUCCUCGACCACAUCCAGAUGUUCAACGCCAUCCCCGAGCGUUACUCCAAGCACGGUCUCGAGCCCAUUGACGAAUACUUCGCCAUGGGCCGUGGCCACCAGAAGGACGGCAUCGACGUUCCCUCCCUCGAAAUGGUCAAGUGGUUUGACUCCAACUACCACUACGUCAAGCCCACUCUCCAGGACAACCAGACCUUCAAGCUGGCUGCUGACCCCAAGCCCGUCCGCGAGUUCCUCGAGGCCAAGGAGGCUGGCAUCACCACUCGUCCCGUCCUCCUCGGUCCCGUCUCUUUCCUUGCCCUCGGCAAGGCGGACCGUGGCCAGAGCGUCGACCCCAUCACCCUCCUCGAGAAGCUGCUCCCCGUCUACGUUGAGCUGCUCGAGAGCCUGAAGAAGGCCGGUGCCGAGACCGUCCAGAUUGACGAGCCCGUCCUCGUCUUCGACCUGCCCGAGAAGGUCAAGGCUGCCUUCAAGCCCGCCUACGAGAAGCUCUCUGGCUCCAACCUCCCCAAGCUGGUCCUUGCCACCUACUUCGGUGACAUUGUCCACAACUUCGAUGUCAUUGCUUCCGUCAAGCACCUCUACGCUCUCCACGUUGACCUUGUCCGCAACCCCGAGCAGCUCCAGAGCGUCCUCGAGAACCUCGGUUCCGAGCAGGUUCUGUCUGCCGGUGUCGUCGACGGCCGCAACAUCUGGAAGACCAACUUCAAGAAGGCCAUCGAGCUCGUUGAGACCGCCGUUCAGAAGAUCGGCAAGGAGCGCGUCAUCGUCGCUACCUCCUCGUCCCUCCUCCACACCCCCCACACCCUUGACUCUGAGAAGAAGCUGCCCGAGGAAGUCAAGGACUGGUUCUCUUUCGCCUCUGAGAAGGCCGUUGAGGUUGCUGUGAUUGCCAAGGCUGUCACCGAGGGCCCUGCUGCCGUCCGUGAGCAGAUUGAGGCCAACGCCAAGUCCAUGCAGUCCCGCGCCUCUUCCGCCCGCACCAACAACCCUGACGUCAAGAAGCGCCAGCAGGAGGUCACCCCUGAGCAGCACAACCGCAAGUCUGAGUUCCCCGAGCGUUACGCCCAGCAGAAGAAGCACCUCAGCCUUCCCCUGUUCCCUACCACCACCAUCGGUUCCUUCCCCCAGACCAAGGAGAUCCGUAUCCAGCGCAACAAGUUCACCAAGGGUGAGAUCACUGCCGAGGAGUACGAAAAGUUCAUCGAGAAGGAGAUCGACGAUGUUAUUGCCAUCCAGGACGAGCUCGACCUUGACGUCUACGUCCACGGUGAGCCUGAGCGCAACGACAUGGUCCAGUACUUCGGUGAGCGCCUUGACGGCUACGUCUUCACCACCCACGCCUGGGUCCAGUCUUACGGCUCCCGCUGCGUCCGUCCUCCUAUCAUUGUCGGUGACAUCUCCCGUCCCGCUCCUAUGACCGUCAAGGAGUCCAAGUACGCUGCCUCCAAGUCCAGCAAGCCCAUGAAGGGCAUGCUUACUGGCCCCAUCACCUGCCUGAGGUGGUCUUUCCCCCGUGACGACGUUCACCAGUCCGUCCAGGCCCAGCAGCUGGCUCUCGCCCUCCGUGACGAGGUCGUUGACCUUGAGGCCGCUGGCAUCUACGUCAUCCAGGUCGACGAGCCUGCCCUCCGUGAGGGUCUUCCCCUCCGUGCCGGCAAGGAGCGUGAGGCCUACCUCAGCUGGGCCGUUGACUCCUUCAAGCUUUCCACCGCUGGUGUCAACGAUUCCACUCAGAUCCACUCCCACUUCUGUUACUCUGAGUUCCAGGACUUCUUCCACGCCAUUGCUGCCCUUGACGCCGACGUUCUCUCCAUCGAGAACUCCAAGUCCGAUGCCAAGCUCCUCAAGGUCUUCGUCGACAAGGCCUACCCCCGCCACAUCGGCCCCGGUGUCUACGACAUCCACUCUCCUCGUGUCCCGUCCGAGCAGGAGAUCAAGGACCGUGUCGAGGAGAUGCUUCAGUACCUCAAGCCCGAGCAGCUCUGGAUCAACCCCGACUGCGGUCUUAAGACUCGCCAGUGGAAGGAGACCAAGGAGGCGCUGUCCAACCUGGUCACCGCUGCCAAGCACUUCCGUGAGAAGCACGCCAACUAAACAGUUCAGUUUUAUCAACCAAAGCUGGACAGGCUCGGCAGCCCAACGCUGUGAGCCGCUAAUUACGUGUUACGAGGAUAUCUAAAAGUCUUUUUCAACAUGACACGAGACUUCGUGGGGAUGAGGGGAAAAAUUCAACAUCGGCGUUUUCAAUGUCCCGUGGGAUGGGACUUACAAGCUUGGCGUUUUGGAAGGAUAUGAGACUGUAAUGCGAAGCAUUUAACAGUCGAAGCUGCCACCUUUCGGUAGUUGAUGUAGAGCGGCAUACCCUUGCUUAGCAGGGUUGCUGGAUGGGUCCUUUGGACAAAUAACAAAAACCAUCAUAACUC
Molecule: messenger RNA, 2734 nt
Organism: Aplosporella prunicola CBS 121167
Lineage: Eukaryota; Fungi; Ascomycota; Dothideomycetes; Botryosphaeriales; Aplosporellaceae
Exons: 3
Coding region: 105-2405 (766 amino acids)
Molecular function (GO): 5-methyltetrahydropteroyltriglutamate-homocysteine S-methyltransferase activity; zinc ion binding
Source: RefSeq, a predicted model, not a curated record